AUGAAUGGAAAUCCUUCCGUUAGUGAUACCGCUUAUCAGUUUUCCAGUCACUGCGUGGUCAUUGGCCUGUUAGGCUAGUAAUAUUUUUAGGCUUUCCUACAGAUGAAAUUACGGUUUCUUUUCUUUUUAAACAAUAGAUUACAUUCCUUUUUAUUUCUAACUCUUUGAGUUACACUCGUGGUAAGAAUUGAUGAUUUCAAAUUUGAAAAAGGGAAAGCAAAUUGUAGAAUCUGAAUUUAGAUUUUCAAUUUUAAUUCUUCGAACUGAAGAUUAAUAAAUACAAAUUAUAUAUAAUUUCUUCUUUCAAUGUUUCACAUGUGAUACGAUGCAACAUGUUAUAAUAAUUAAUGUUUACCGAAGAUUCAGAGGAAAAUCAUAAUUUUAAGAAAAAAAAAAAAAGUUAAGUUAUUAAUAAAAAUUCAUUUUCUCAUUACAGAAUGUUCUAGUCAGAAAGACUAUCACUUCCAGUCAAAUUUUGAACCAACGAACGAAGAAUAUGGUAGAGACGACUUGUGCGAAGCAAUUGACGGAUCGACAGACGCAAUUUGGCUAUGCGCGCAUACUGGAUUUAUCGGAAUGCAUCUUUGUGUUCAAGGGUUCGCAAUCGGAUUACGAGGAACCAUCGUCGGACGAGGAGGUGAGUGAUUUUCCUGUUAUAUCAAUUUUGCAUCUAUACUGUGUGAUCAGUUUAAAUUGAUAUAUAUAUAUUAAUGUAUGUAUUUGAAGAAACAGAUUAAAAAAAUUGGCUACUCCAUUUUUAUAGAGAGUGUGGAGCUACAUACACACACACACACACACACACAUCUCGUUAGAAGUGCCUUAUUCUAAAUAACGUUUUAAACGCGAUAUUCAUUUUAUAAAAAUUAAUUAAAAAUUAUUUAGGUAACUAA
Heterotrigona itama is the source of this 890-nucleotide messenger RNA. NCBI's taxonomy places the organism in Eukaryota, Metazoa, Arthropoda, Insecta, Hymenoptera, Apidae. The record is from the annotation of a GenBank genome assembly.